AUGCUUGAAACUGAAGAAGUAGAUAUUGAUUAUUUUACUCCUGCAUCCGGCACAUCACUUGCAAAAAUAUUUAGUAGUAAUCAUCUAGCAGAUGAAACUGAAAAAUCUUCUUUAAAAUAUGUUGCACCACUACCUACUCAAAUAGUAACAAAAUCAGAAGAUUCAAAGCCCACACAGUGCCUAUAUGCUAGUGCAUUAUAUGCAUAUGAAUGGUUAAAAGAUUCUUAUAUAUCAAAAGAAAGAGUCGGUUUUGCAAUAAUGAAAAUAUUAAAAACUGGGAUUCAUAAUAUUAUACUAUAUGAUUCAAAUAAAACUACUUUAUCAUGUUUAACAUUAAACCCCAAAGUGGAGAUAAUAAUAAAAGAUAAUGUCAGUAUAUCCUAUUAUGACAAUCAAAGAAAAUAUUGGAAUGUUUACACAAAUCCACAAGAGUAUAAAAAUAUCUUUGAAAUUUUACAAAGUUUAAAUGUCUGCUUGAAGGCUUCUGUAGAUGUAGAAAAAGAUUUUAUUGAAAAUGGGGACAUGAAAAGUGUUAAUAUUCAAUCAAUAUCUGCUAUAGCUAACUCAUGUAAAGAAGAUAAAGAAAGUGAUACAGACUCAUCAGUUAACAGAAAAACAAAAGAUUCCAUUUUGAAAAGAAUGGCCACUAUGGGACAGUCCGUCUUACCCCCAAGCAAUUUGGCCACUGCACAAACAAGUGACUCAUCUGAUACAAAUGAACCACACAACUUACAUAAAACUAGACAUAAACCUGCAAGAGCUACAAAUAAAAGACACAUUGAAAAAAACUUGUUAGAAUUUGAAAAUGAUAGUGAGUCACAAAUAAAUAAAAUUACAACAAAACCUCAAGAAUUUGCUGGAAAAUCAUACAAAAAUAAUGAUCAACAAAUAGUACCCAUUCACACCAUAGACAUUCUAAAAAGCACUUUAAAUGUGUCUGAAGGAACUGAUGUAAAUAUUUUAAUGGCUGAACAGAGAGUCAGUAAUAGUGAGUUAAGGGUGAACAUGAACAGGCUGACUGAUAAAGUGGAUAUUUUGCUUGAUAAAGUGAAAGACAUCCAAGACAAUAAUAGUAAUAGAAACAGUGCAAGUAACAGUUCAUCACAUUUCCACAAUGAAAUUGUUUACAAGUUGUUGAAUGAAUAUGAGAAGAAAAUUAAAUAUUAUGAAGGCAUAUUAAAAGAACAUGACUGUGAUAGUUUGAAUCAAGUUAAACUUAUAAACAAUAAAAGUAAUGAACAGGAAGUACUAGCACAAGAUGGAAGUACAUUAAAACUUAAAUCAUUUGAGGACAAAGACAUAGAAAUAAAUGAUCUUAAAAGACAAAUAAAAACUCUAUCAGAUAAGUUAAAUGAACAAGUACAAAUAAAUAGCUCUAAUAAUAAUCUUUUAAAGGAAGUAGAUUUCUUAAGGGACAAUUUGACUGUAAAAGAUAAUGAAAUAGCCAAAUUAAAUAAUCAACUCGAAAAUUUAUUAUUAAUUAAUAAAAAGAACAAUGAUAUAACAAAUAAAAUCAAAAAAAUAAUGAAUGAUACAUUCCAAACAAUAUCAGCAAAUUUUGAUAAUGAAGAGAAUUACACUGGUGCUGGGAUAAAAAGUAUAGUAGCUUCAAUUAUUAAAAAAACAACUAUGGAAUGUUUAAAAGAUAUU
Messenger RNA from Brenthis ino (lesser marbled fritillary), 1650 nucleotides. Lineage: Eukaryota; Metazoa; Arthropoda; Insecta; Lepidoptera; Nymphalidae. The record is from the annotation of a GenBank genome assembly.